UGUGGUGAAAUAUGUCAAACUACGAUUCAAUUUAUUUGACUGCUAAAUAUUUUUACAAACUCAUAACUCAUAAAUAAAAGCGAAAAUUAGUUCAUUUAAUAAUUACUGUCGUUCCACAAACGUGAAUAUAGAUUUAGAAAAUGUGCUGCACAAAAUUUAAAUGAUAAUUCCGUCGGAUCUGUUGUUAGAUGAACAAUAAAAAAAAGGAUUUUUCGUUUGUGAUAAAAUAUUGAUUCUUUGUGGAAUAAUAAGUAACUUGGAGUAUUAAUCUUCAUAAGAAUUCGGUUUGCGACGGUGGUGUACUAAAGAACGUAAAAGUGUGUUUUUAUUAUUAUUUUCAAUAAAUUUUCGCAUAAAUUGAGUUCAUUCAGUGAAAUAGGAAACAGUUAGUGGUGAAUGCAUCAAUAUGGAUGUAAAUAUAAUCGGAGAUUAUGAGUAUAAUAGCAAGGAUUUAAUUGGACAUGGAGCGUUUGCUGUUGUGUUCAAAGGGCGUAAUCGCAAGAAAACAAAUCAUCCGGUUGCUAUCAAGAGCAUAACGAAAAAGAGCCUGGCAAAAUCUCAAAACUUACUCGGAAAAGAAAUUAAAAUUUUGAAAGAGCUCACAGAAUUACACCAUGAAAACGUUGUGGCAUUGUUGGAUUGCAAAGAGACCGUUGCAAAUGUUUAUCUGGUUAUGGAGUACUGCAAUGGCGGUGACUUAGCGGACUAUUUAGCAGCAAAGGGAACAUUAAGCGAAGACACCAUUAGGUUAUUCUUGGUUCAAUUAGCUGGUGCAAUGAAAGCUCUUUUCGCGAAAGGCAUUGUUCAUCGCGAUCUUAAGCCUCAGAAUAUACUCUUACAACAUAAUUGUGGAAAACUGUUGCCAGCGCCAUCGAAAAUUACACUCAAAAUAGCCGAUUUUGGCUUUGCAAGGUUCUUACAAGAAGGAAAUAUGGCAGCUACACUAUGUGGUUCACCAAUGUACAUGGCUCCAGAAGUGAUUAUGUCGUUGCAAUACUGUGCUAAGGCAGAUUUAUGGUCGCUGGGAACAAUAGUUUUCCAAUGUUUAACGGGAAAAGCUCCUUUCCAGGCACAGACUCCACAAGAACUCAAAAUUUUCUACGAAAAGCACGCCAAUUUGAUACCAAAAGUUCCAUCUGCCACAUCCCCAGAAUUAUGUGAUUUACUGAUCGGCCUGUUACGCAGAAACGCAAAAGAUCGGAUGUCGUUUGACAAUUUCUUUUGCCAUGCAUUCUUGCAGAGGGCGAAACCACCACCAUCAGCUGAUGCUCCGGCUGCGUUGGCAUUUACACCACCUACCACAGCCAGUCCUAUGUUACAACAAAUCCAGAACGAAACGAUUGCUGAAGAAGAACCGGUGGUCAAUCUAGGAUUAAGCAUACACAGUUCAUCAAGUAGCCCAGAGAAUUCUGAUGACUUUGUUCUCGUACCAAAGAAUAUACCUGUCGAUCAGGGCGUUGUUAAUUAUGAACGAAAUCGACAAGCCAUUCAGCCCUCAAAUACUCAGGCAAGCCCACCAAGACCGAGUACACUGCUAAUUUCCGAACUAAAACCUGUACCCACUAGCGCUAGAAGAUUAGCACGAGCUUCCUCACCGACCAAGCACACGAAUUCCAUUCCCCGAUCUCAACCAAUCAGCAUGAAACGAUCAGAACAUCGCAAUAGUAACACAGAUAUUAGUUCGAUAUCGCCGCCUGCCGUACAGUUUGCUAUUGGAACACCGCCAAGCGGAAGGCGUCGAUCAACAUCCGGUGGAUCAUUAUCCGAGACUCCUCCUCCUCCGAACGUAUGGCAAAUUAGUCCAGCAUCCCAUCAUUCACCGUUGCGUAGAUCCGACACAAGUUCGCCUAUAUUGCCGAGUGCAUUGAGUAAACUGCCGGCACUAGGAAGUCCCACAUUGAUAAUGGACAACAACAAUCACAAUAUACUCGGUCAACGUGCGUUCACAUUACCCGAAAUGGGUGCAACUGGCGGCAUACAAAAUUUCCUUCGUGGGACGACUUAUAAUGACGAUCAUCCAAUUACAUUUCAUGCACCAGAGCUUCCAGCAGAAACACUUUUGGAUCGUGACCAUAACGAAACACUGGCGAAACUCAACUUUGUACUUGCUCUAACCGAUUGCAUUCUCGAAGUGGCUGAUACUCGAUGUGCUCCACUUUCGGCCUUGAUGUCGGCCGAUGCUCCACCACAUCCACCAGAGCAUUGCAGUCGAACGGAACGAUUAGUGUUGCUUGUCAGAACGCUUCAGCUACUGUCGUCUGGAUUAAAUUUGGCUUCACAACAGAUCCAAGAUGGGCGACUUAAGCCAUCGAACACCGUCAAAAACGUUCUGUCCGUUAUGAACAACAAGUAUCGGUUAAGCCUUGGUGAAUCGAAGAAACUAAAUGGAUCGGGUCUGCUGCAAAAAGCAAGUGCUUACAACAUAACCGCUGAUAAGAUCCUAUACGAUCAUGCCAUACAAAUGUGUCAGUCGGCUGCAUUGGAUGAGUUAUUUGGCAAUCCCGAAGAUUGUUUCAAUCGUUACCAGAGUGCACAGAUCCUUCUGCAUUCUUUGGCUUCAACUGUGAGUCAUCCACACGACAAAUUAUUACUUUCUAAGUACAAAGAUUCUGUGGAAAAGCGCCUGUUCAUAUUACAACAGCAGGGACAUAUUAAUAUUUAUGCAACUGAUGAUCUCACAUAGAACUAUCGGACUAUGACAAAGAUAUAUGACUUCAAUGAAACGUGUGUGCAAUUGAAGCAAUGAUACUGUAGCGGCUAUAUAUGUAAAAUUACAGCACUCUACUAUUACUAACUGUUAAUAAUUAUUUUUCAUAAUAAAAAAAAUAUUUUAAGAAGAAAUUUGAUUAGGCACGUAGAAAAUUACGUAAUAAGAUAAAAAAUGGAUUUUACAAAUUAAAAGAAAGAAAAUGAACAAAAAAAAAA
Molecule: messenger RNA, 2925 nt
Organism: Bradysia coprophila
Lineage: Eukaryota; Metazoa; Arthropoda; Insecta; Diptera; Sciaridae
Gene: Atg1
Product: serine/threonine-protein kinase unc-51-like protein Atg1
Biological process (GO): autophagy of mitochondrion; piecemeal microautophagy of the nucleus; axon extension
Cellular component (GO): phagophore assembly site; cytosol; autophagosome
Molecular function (GO): protein serine/threonine kinase activity; ATP binding
Source: RefSeq, a predicted model, not a curated record